Messenger RNA from Sclerotinia sclerotiorum 1980 UF-70, 927 nucleotides. RefSeq lists its product as hypothetical. Bases 1 to 927 code for a protein of 308 amino acids. NCBI's taxonomy places the organism in Eukaryota, Fungi, Ascomycota, Leotiomycetes, Helotiales, Sclerotiniaceae. Gene Ontology annotation, biological process: lipid homeostasis; mitochondrion organization. Gene Ontology annotation, cellular component: mitochondrial outer membrane. The record is from RefSeq and is a predicted model, not a curated record. The transcript is spliced from 4 exons.
AUGGAUGAACGAAGAGGCUCUGUCGCUUCGGAAGAUACUUUCGUUGAUCUUCAACAACUAGAUCCUUCACCUAUUGAUUCCCCGCCUGACUGGGAUGAAAAACUACCUCAAUUGCCUUCCCAUGCCUCGUUUGGGAGGUCCUCAACCUUGGGACUUAGUGGUUCCGGUCAUGGUGCUGUAUAUUACCUCACACGUAUUCAACGUUACUCUUCCUAUGCUUUCUCGGUUUUUAGCGCUAUGCAUAUCACGAAUACCUCUUUGAUACCCCUGAUUACCCGUUCCGUAUCUGCUUCUGAAAAGUAUCUGCUCCUCACUCGCCCAUACUAUCAAUCUCUCCCUCUGGAGCCCCUUAUCAUUGGUAUUCCCCUCGCUGCCCAUAUAACUUCUGGUAUCGCGUUACGCCUCUACCGCCGCCGCGUUACUGAAAGACGUUACUCCUCGUAUCAACCCACCAGUUUUCUUUCAUAUUUCUCCUUCUUCUCGCCGAAGUUCUGGCCCCCAGUCUCAUACACCUCUAUUUCAGGCUACAUUCUCACCCCCAUUGUGGCUUCUCACAUAUUUGUUAACCGAGUCAUCCCCUUAAUCCACGAGGGAGGAUCAUCUAGUGUUGGUUUAGGUUAUGUUUCCCAUGGCUUUGCCCUACAUCCUACGAUUUCGUGGACGACAUAUGUAGCUUUAGUAGGUAUUGGUGCGAGUCACAUGGUCUGGGGAGCUGCAAAGUGGUUAGGACUACUACCCAGAGGUACUGAGAAGGAAAGGGGAAGGAUAUGGUGGGGUCUCAAUGGUAUUGUUGGCUUCGUGGGCGCUGUCUGGUUUGCCGGUGGAUUAGGCGUUAUUGCGCGAGGCGGCGCGGAAACAGGAUGGGUUGGUUCCGGCGAGGUGUUUGGUUUGAGCGUUGAGGGUGAUAUUGAACGGGCAGGUAAAUGA